UAAGAUUUAGGGUUUAUGUUUUUCCUCUAUAAUAACAUAUAGACGACGACCUCCUAGCAGUCAUGUCUUACGAUUACCUCUUCAAGCACAUUGUCAUCGGAGACUCAGGUGUAGGGAAAUCAUGUCUGGUACUGCAAUUUACGGACAAGAGGUACCAGAAAGAACACUAUAUAACAAUUGGAGUGGAGUUCGGUGCUCGCAUUGUCACCAUUGAUGGCCGAUCCAUCAAACUCCAUAUUUGGGAUACUGCUGGACAAGAAAGGUUCAGAUCCCUCACUAGCAUUUACUACAGAAGUGCAGCUGGAGCUCUUCUGGUUUAUGACAUUACCAGGAGAGAGACAUUCAAUCAUUUAGCAAGUUGGUUGGAGGAAGCUCGACAGAAUGCGAACCCCAACAUGACAAUUACACUCAUAGGAAACAAGUGUGAUCUGGCUCAUCGUAGGGCCGUCAGCAAAGAGGAAGGGGAACAAUUUGCAAAAGAAAAUGGGCUUUUAUUCUUCGAGGUAUCUGCAAGAACAGCUCAGACUGUUGAUGAGGCUUUUAUAAAGACUUCUGCUAAGAUUCUUAAGAAUAUCCGGGAUGGCGUGUUUGAUAUGUCCAACCAGUCAACAGGUAUCCAGGUUGGUUAUGGAUGCAACCAGGGACCAGCAGAUGGAACUCUUACUCAGAGAGGUGGAUGUUGUCGUUAACUGAUGCGGAAAUCGUCUACACGUUUGAUCCUUCUGUGCAGUCCUGCUUCCCACAUCCCCCUUGAAUAUAUGUUGGAAAUGUUAUGCGAAUCCAAAACAACAUUGAAUGGAUAGAAUUAACAUAUGCUCUUCUCUAUAUUGAAUACAGUUAUACUGAUAGCCAAUAUUUUGGUGCUGGAAAACUUGCCCCCGGAGGGGAUUUUCAUUUUUACAUGAUAGUGAAAUAACUAUAAUUAAAGAAUUUCAAGGUG
Molecule: messenger RNA, 940 nt
Organism: Tripterygium wilfordii
Lineage: Eukaryota; Viridiplantae; Streptophyta; Magnoliopsida; Celastrales; Celastraceae
Product: ras-related protein RABB1b-like
Exons: 6
Coding region: 63-689 (208 amino acids)
Biological process (GO): regulation of endocytosis
Cellular component (GO): endosome
Molecular function (GO): GTPase activity; GTP binding
Source: RefSeq, a predicted model, not a curated record